Molecule: messenger RNA, 2151 nt
Organism: Alligator sinensis (Chinese alligator)
Lineage: Eukaryota; Metazoa; Chordata; Crocodylia; Alligatoridae
Gene: ANKRD46
Product: ankyrin repeat domain 46
Exons: 5
Coding region: 304-990 (228 amino acids)
Molecular function (GO): protein binding
Source: RefSeq, a predicted model, not a curated record
UCUCUGGCUCUGCCCCGCCCCAGCUGCCUCUUCCCCUCGCCCUUCUGCUCCAGCGCUGGAGCCCCUGGCCCUGCCUGGCUGGGGGCUGCCACUGCUUCUCCUGGGCUGGGCAGCGUCCGGUCUGCUGCUGCGGCCGCCUGUCAGAGCUGGAGAUUUGUGCUGGCACACCAGAAGACAUUUUAUUAAGCAAGCUUAAAAAUCCCAGUAGUGUCCUGCAGCCACUGAAGGCAAGAUCUGUUUUCUUAAAAAUAACUGGGAUUUUACACUGUUGGCUUGCUUCACACACCAGAUACAAACAGAGCAAUGUCCUACGUUUUUGUAAAUGAUUCUUCCCAGACCAAUGUGCCCCUGCUGCAGGCUUGUAUUGAUGGAGACUUUAACUAUUCCAAGCGGCUGUUAGAAAGUGGCUUUGACCCAAAUAUUCGUGAUAGUCGUGGCCGAACUGGGCUCCACCUUGCAGCAGCCAGAGGAAAUGUAGACAUCUGUCAGCUGUUGCACAAAUUUGGUGCUGACCUCUUGGCCACUGAUUAUCAGGGUAACACAGCCCUUCAUCUGUGUGGACAUGUGGACACCAUUCAAUUCCUAGUUUCUAAUGGACUCAAAAUUGACAUUUGCAACCAUCAAGGUGCAACACCACUUGUUCUGGCAAAACGAAGAGGCGUAAAUAAAGAUGUCAUUCGAUUGCUGGAGUCUUUGGAGGAGCAAGAAGUGAAAGGUUUUAACAGAGGCACUCACUCUAAACUGGAAACUAUGCAGACUGCUGAAAGUGAAAGCGCAAUGGAAAGCCACUCCCUCCUUAAUCCAAACCUGCAGCAAGGUGAAGGGGUUCUUUCCAGCUUCCGCACAACAUGGCAAGAGUUUGUGGAGGACCUGGGCUUCUGGAGAGUGCUGCUCCUCAUCUUUGUUAUUGCCCUUCUGUCUCUUGGAAUUGCAUACUACGUUAGUGGGGUACUUCCUUUUGUAGAAAAUCAGCCUGAACUGGUGCACUAAAACCACUGUAAAAGAUGCAGUGUGUUUUUUUUUUUCUCUGAGGUCUUAUCUUUCUUGUGAGCCUCUUAUAAUUCUCUUCUCAGUGCAAGCAGUGGCAGCUGUAUAUACUGUUUGCCUUUUCUGUGUACUAUUAACCCUUUUGGAAGAAUGAAUUCAUUUAAGCUAACACCACAAAAAUGCUAAAACAUUCCCAAGCUAUGUCUUAACAUGUUUUUGUCUUGUAAGCAAGAAGUCAAUAGUAAUCUCUGUAGUGAUUAUAAAAGGCCCUUCAUAAAUGAAAAGCAAAUCUCUGAGUCUGAAAAAUACAGGACCGUAUCAUCUUAAUUUAAUUUUUUUUAAUCUGUUGAACUUUUCCUGUUUUUUUUACAGUUAAAACUAAAAAUAUUGUUAAAAAAGUCUACCCACAUUAAAUUGAACUAAUACAUAAUCAUAAUCACUAAUAUAUAAUCUGACAUAUAUGUAGCACUAUACAAUAGGUGCAUGGUUUCCUAACACACUCAGCAUUUUCAUGUCUCUUUUUAUGAACAACGUAUACAUUCUAUUUCAAAGACAUGAGAAACAUUUCAAAUUACAAAAUCUCUCUCAACAUUCUUUGACAUACUUGGAUCCCUUUUAUGAUAAUGUCUUUUCCAGAUUAGUUUGGGAGUUGUUAGUAUCUACUUGGAAAUAAAUCAUGUAAAGUGAAACUAUUCAUAGUGCUUUUGGAAGAAAAUCUCUUAUCACUAGACUUUAAAAAAUGCACCUUUUCAUUUGAAAUAUCUAUAAGGAAGCAUUUUCUUUGUAAAAAUAGAUGAAAAGUGAUCUAAACAUGUUCUUCAUAUGGACUUCUGUAGUGUUAUCUUUGUGAAACAUGGCUUUAUGCCAGGUAGUGUGGUAUUCACCAAAAUGAAUAUGUUUAUUUCAUUUGCAGUAUUGUGGGAGGGCUUGAUUGGUACUUUUUUUUUUUUUACUGUCAGAUGUUUUCAGGAGGUACUUAAUACCUGGUGGAGAAUUUUCAGCAUUAUGUGUUGCAGUAUAUGCAUUAAAAACCUCCAUGUGCUUUGCUCCAGCAGUGAAGACUUUUUGUGUUAAUGACCAAAAUAUGUAAAUCUGAUUAUUUAAUACUCUUUUACGGAAACAAAGUCAAUGUUAUUCAUUAAAACUGAAACUUUUUAAAGACUA